Messenger RNA from Lingula anatina, 918 nucleotides. Its product is annotated as riboflavin-binding protein. The record is from RefSeq and is a predicted model, not a curated record. Gene Ontology annotation, molecular function: signaling receptor activity; riboflavin binding; riboflavin transmembrane transporter activity. Gene Ontology annotation, cellular component: external side of plasma membrane. NCBI's taxonomy places the organism in Eukaryota, Metazoa, Brachiopoda, Lingulata, Lingulida, Lingulidae.
UUUUCACAAAAUCAGCAGUAUUAAUAUCUCUCCUCUGAGGGUUCAAAAACUCAAAAUUAUUUAAACAACUUAUUCGAGCUCACUCACACAUAUCUGCCUACUUUGUAUAAUCUCGAUAAGAUGAAAGGGCAGUGAAGGUAUGAAAACCCACACACCUACUAAUUGAACUAUUCCAACAUGGCGCAGGGCAAGCUGAAGACGAAAGUACAGUUGCCUGCAGGAACACGAGGAAAACAAAAACAUCACAAGAAAUCUGGCGUUCUGAAGAAGGGGUGUAUGAGCAUAGCACCAAAAAAGGCAAGACAUGUGCAGGCAGCAAAACUAAAAAAGAGUCUUGAAAAAGAAAUAAAAAAAGGCAUCGAGCAGGAGGUUGCUGUGGCAGCAGGAAAUGUUGAACCCAAACGAUUCAACGUUGUUAAUACAAAAACAGCUGCCUCAUCUAGCAAGAAAUAAAGACAAUUCAUUGGGAACUGUGUUAGACAUUUUGACUGCAUAAUAUACUCAACCGAGAAUAGAAAUUAGUCAAAAACAACUUAAUGUUUGACAUAUCAGAAGUCAGACAAAACAAAUUUUAUCAGGAGUAACAGACAGCAGCAAGGGGAUUUGUUUGCUAUAUAAAUACCAUAAGCCAAGGAUAGGCCACUGAGGGUGGCUGAAACAGAUAAAACAUUUGCAUUUCAUUAUAUGUAUACAGUUCAAGGACCAUACAUGUCUAUUUACACAGACAGGAUUUGAUAUUGUGGGACAUGACACGAGAUAACAAAAUGAGCAAUCACAGUAUUUCAAUGUAUGAUCACAAUUUUUUUUUGUCAACAUUUAAAUUAUGAACUUAUUUAUUACUAUCAGAAUUAUCAAAAAAUUUAGAUUAAAGGUUUAACAAAAAAAGUAUUAAUAAAAAUAUAUUUUAUGAAUUUCUAA